Molecule: messenger RNA, 5726 nt
Organism: Oryzias melastigma (Indian medaka)
Lineage: Eukaryota; Metazoa; Chordata; Actinopteri; Beloniformes; Adrianichthyidae
Gene: noazfp
Product: zinc finger protein 330
Exons: 10
Coding region: 140-1084 (314 amino acids)
Cellular component (GO): nucleus
Molecular function (GO): zinc ion binding
Source: RefSeq, a predicted model, not a curated record
CAAAGUGUAAAACGAUUAAUGGUGCCACUGUGACAUUUGUUAGGACUUAAGUGUUAUUGUUAGGAAUACACAAAAAGUUAGCAAGAAUGAAAGCAAGUCACGCGCUUACCUACCAGCGCGUAUAAAAAAACAAAAAAAAAUGCCCAAAAAGAAAACCGGGGCCCGGAAAAAGGCAGAGAAUCGUAAAGAACGAGAGAAGCAGACUCGAGCUAACCGGGAACACGUUGAUGUGGCGAAACACCCCUGCAACUUUAACAUGGACUGCGACAAAUGCCAGAGAAAACAGAAGAACAGAGCCUUCUGUUACUUCUGUAAUGCAGUGCAGAAGCUGCCUGUCUGCGCUCAAUGUGGGAAAACCAAGUGCAUGAAAGCAUCCGAUUGUGUUAUCAAGCAUCCGGGAAUCCAUACCACCGGCAUGGCCAUGGUGGGGGCAGUGUGUGACUUCUGUGAAGCCUGGGUAUGCCACGGCAGGAAAUGUCUGAGCACCCACGCCUGUGCAUGUCCCCUCACUGAUGCAGAGUGCAUCGAGUGUGACCGAGGAGUUUGGGAUCACGGAGGAAGAAUUUUCCGUUGUUCUUUCUGCCACAACUUUUUGUGCGAGGACGAUCAGUUUGAGCAUCAGGCGAGCUGCCAAGUUCUUCAGGCGGAGACAUUCAAAUGUGUUUCCUGUAACAGAUUGGGGCAACACUCCUGUCUGCGCUGUAAGGCGUGUUACUGUGACGACCACGCCAAGAGCAAAGUUUUCAAGCAGGAGAAGGGCAAAGCACCACCUUGUCCCAAGUGUGGCCAUGAGACACAGGAGACCAAAGACCUCAGCAUGUCCACCCGUACCUUGAAGUUUGGCCGACAGGCGGGUGCUGACGACGAUGACGACGAAGACUACGGUGGAGCCUCUGGGUAUGACGCCUACUGGAAGAAUUUAGCUGCCGGAGGAGGUGGUCAACAGGGCAAUUACGGAGAGGAUGAGGACUAUGACGAAGAGGAGGAUGACGAGGAGGAAGAGGAGGAGGAGGAAGAAGAUGAGGAUGAGGAAGAGGAGGCCUCCGAGUCUUUGGCUGAGCUCAAGUUAGACGGGACUUCUUGAAUAAAUCGGCUGUGAGGCUGCUGGUCUUCAGCAGGAGAGUUGAUGUCGAUGUCCACAAGCCCAUCCCUGUGUCAACAUUCUGAGGAGUAGUGUAAGGGGCUCAACUAAUGAUGCUGUUAAAUUAAAAAAUAUUUGUUGUCAAAUAGACUAAUAAAUAUGUUUUAAUGUCAAAUGACCUUUGAUUUAGAUUUUGCAGGAGUACCAAAAAAAAAAAAUUCUCUUCGGAUUGAAAUUAUCAAAAACAUUGAAAAUGUAACAGAACUCAGAUUUAAAAACAUUUAAUUAGUUAAGUGGAUGAAAACAGCAGUGUUUCAUCAAGUCACGGUGGCCACAAUAACUUGGUUAUAUGAAGAAAAAAAAACACCUAAUUCCUAAAGUAUGACGUAGUAAUACAAAACCCCAAACUCAGCUCAAUACACAACACAUUUAGUUCAGUCUGACCCUAAUUUUAAUCUACUAAAUACAUAAGUGUGAUGCAUGGUACAGACUUCUCUGGAAAUGUGCUGAGCAAUGAUGGCUUCAAGUGUUUUUCUAAACCACGUCUGUAACAGCAUUAAGCCUUUCUCAAAUGUCAAACCAGACCAUCCCAGUCUAGUUUAUUGAUGACACUAUAUUUCAGUUGUUUGCAGACUCUGUUACUGGCUAAUGGACAGCAGGCAUUAUUUUUAUAAAGUGAUCUGGGAAAUGAAAGUGUGGGUUUUGAUGGAGCGCCAGCCUUAACUAAAAGUCAUGUGGACAUCUCGGGGAUCUUGUCCAUUAUUAUGUCCAUUGUUUUCCAAACCUGUGUAACCACAGAGUUGCUGGAGCCUGUCCCAGCACUGUUAAGUGGAGGUGGGCUAAAACCCUGGAUGUGUCGGCAGUCCUUUUUAGCAUUGUCAUUUACAGAAACUCCACUCUGAUCAUUGAAACGUGUUCCCAGUGGUCUUUUCAUCAUUAUUAUGUCAUUUUUUUAUGUUCGACUACAACUCGCACAGUUUCACCAAAAUUAGACAAUAGAAGAUUGGAAAAACCGAUUAGUCUGAUUAUUCUCCAGUUCUUCUGUACUCGUCUUCUGAUGCUACUGGAUAAGACUCCAUGUCAUAAAGCUGGAAUCAACUCCGACUUUUUUUUAGAACAUGAUAGUGAGUUCACUGGACUCAAAUGAUCUCCACAGUCCCAGAUCCAAUAUUUACCAUUUGGGAUGUACUGGAACAGGAGAUUGACAUCAUGGAUGUUUAACUGCAGCAACUUUGCGAUGCUAUCAUGUCAAUAUCGACCAAACUCUCUGAGGAAUAUUUCCAGCACUUUGUUGAAUCUAUGCCACCAAGGAUGAAGGCAGUUCUGAAGGCCAGAGGGGGUUUAAAUAUUUUUUAAAUAAACAUUUCUUGUUCAAUUGUAGGAUUUCUGAAUGCCAAAAAGGAGAGAGAGGCCAGGUAUUAUUAUGUGGUGCUGCUUUUGUAUAAUGUGUUUGUGUGUAUUAAGCAGCAGAGUUGCAGCAGUGAUUUACAUCCAUUAAAAGAAAAAAAAAACUUAAGAGCGAAUCCUUCCAGCAUGUUUGAAAAACAGAACCAUGAUGGAAAUACAGAAAUAUUGUAGAGUUGUCGUGAGAGAUUUUCAGUUUAUAAAGAACUUUUCAAAUCCAGUACAUUUACUUAAAAGCUUUCUACUUAAAAGUUCAGCAAUUAAGAACGAUUCCUUGUUCUCUGGUGUGGAGCAGAAACAAUAAAACUUUUCUCUAGUUGGAAGAAAAAUGAACAGAUUCUCUCCGCAUUAAACCCAAACUAAAAAUCUUAUAGGUGUGAAAAUGUUAAAAUAAAAACAUUAAAUGAAGGACUGCUAAAGUAAAAGCCACUUGAGCCGUGACUGAAAGAAAUGAAGCUCUAGGUAGACAAGAAUGCUAUUGUAUUUGAAAACUAUUAUUUUUUCCAAAAUACACCAGUUGUUCCUUGAAAUAUAAGAAUACUAAACGAAAAAAAAGAAAAAAAGUCAAUUUGGUUAAAUGGGAAAUAUUUUAAAAAGAUUUAAUAGCUAACGUGUGUGUCUAAAAGAAGCUCUUUCCUUUGCAAAAUAUGUAUAAUUGUUUGUGUAAAUAAUUCAAAUGAAUUGGUUUUAAUGAAAUAGUUUCCCUUGUUUUUAGGGUAGUCUCAAAAUCUUUUUUGCAUUUGUCACAACCUCUUCAGGUCACCCAUUUCCUCAUCCACACAAGUUUACCCAGAUUCCUCCGGUGACAUCUAGAGAGGAAACGCCUCUGUGGUUUGGAGGGAAUGACAAAAGUAGUACCUGAAUGGGAGUUUUGUGACAUCUGAGGGUUCUCUGUCAGCAUUGAUACCAGAAAGAGGUCGUGGAGGCAUCAAAGUUAACCCAAUGGUCAAUUCUGAAUAUGACCUGAAUACAAAUAUAAAUCAUGUUGUAAUUCAAGUUACUUAUAAAAGUUAAACAUUGCCUUAUUGUUCUAUUAAUGAUUCUAGAGAGAAUGCAUAACUUGGUGUUGAAGAGAGUUUUUAUUUAUCACUUUGUUUGCGGCACUUUUGCAACGACUGAAACCAAGAUUUGUAAAAAGCUGAUGUGAAAACAUUUUCUGUUUUAGAAUAUUAUCAAUUCAAAGUUUAGGGUUCCGUUGAAAAUGGUGUGAAUGGUGCAUCUGGUUAGACGAGACGCACUUAAGAUGAUGUGUCCUAAAAUCAAGACAAUUAAAUUAAACAAAUUCUUCCUGAAAACAGAAGGAGGAUUUUGACUUCCUUCUUUGUUUGUUUUUUCUCCCCACAACAGUUGGAUCAAAAGGAAUGUAUGUGGAAGUAUAUUGGUCAAAUUCUUGCCGUAAAGCUGCCAGUAAUAGUUUUAGUCGUUACUAAGUCGUUACUAAGUUGUUACCCUUACCAGACAAAACUGCUGGAAGACUGAAAGUGGUGGACAAAUCCUCUUCCCUGCUAUGGCCUGAAACAAAGUACAGAAGAAGUUAACUUCUGGAAGCCCAAGCUUUGACCAUCCAAUCAGAGGUGAAUAUGUCAACCUCCGUCCUCAUUAAGUUACAGAAACUCAAAUUCUGAUUGGCUGAAUCAAGGUAAUUGCAUUUCAUUAGCAGUGUUUUUUUUGGGUUUUUUUUAUGAAAAGUUGCCUGCAAAAGUGAGGACUGAAGCACUGACUUUAAGGGAGACUUUAAUGAACCUACCAACAAGUGAGGGUUACAAACUUUCAUGUAAAAAGACAGAUGCAAAGCUUGUAAUAGAAGCUAACAGAACAGUUGGAAUGAUCUAAAAUAUAUUUAGGAAAAAUGUAUAUAUUUUAAAAAAAAAAGCAAUUUUUCUGUGAUUUAGAUACUUAUUUUUACGACGCAAUGGAGGGGGUUUUGCUGUCCUCCUAGCCUAUAUCUCUCUGUUGAAGGCGAACGCCUUAGGUAAGGAGUCCGCAACCAUCAACAUUUAAAAAGCCAUUCAGGUUGAUGUUUUUAUGGACAACAACCCAAUGGGAGCAACAAAGUCUCACUUCAGCCUUUAGAAAAAAAUAAGACACUGAUUUGCAUUUAUGCUAUUGUUACUACUAUUACAAAAAAUAUAAAUAAACCAUGUUUUUUUUUCAUAAAUAAAAAAGUUUUUUCUUGUUCAAAAUAUGGUAUGGUUUAUCCUUUUUGGCAGAUUUGCACGAGUUCUAUUCAGAAUAAAAGAGACCCUGUGCAACAUAAGUCUGACUACAGCGGCAGUAUGUAGUUUGAUGUCAGCAGUGGUUAAAUAAAAACAUUUUAAAAAUGCAUGGUUCGUUAUCGGUGGAUCUCGACAGAAAUUUCUAAACUAAAAUGAGAUCAAAACUAAUAAAGUUACCCUAACCUUAAUUUUAGAACCUUUCAAAUUCUUGCAUUCAACAAUAGUGUUCACCUUAUAAUCCGAUGUGCCCUAAGUAUGAAUUCUGGUUGACCUAAAAUUGAUUUUGUUGUUGUACUGGGCGCUCUAAAAUCAUUAAAAAUGUUCAACUUUAAACUAAGAAACCUCACUCCUUGACGGAGCGUUGGAGCAUUGGUCAGUCCACCUCCGGAUAAAAUGUUCUAGAUCUGCUCAUUUGAGGGAUAACACUAGGAAUCAAAUGCAGGAAGGUAAGUUUCCACAAAAAGUUACAAUCCCCAAGGCUUACAUGGCACACAAAAAACAACAGAGCACUCCAACACUGGUGAUAUAGUGAGGACUCCUUAAGUACCUGUGAGAUAAUUAACCAAAUGCAAACAGUCAAACAAGUAGAGCUGCUGAAAAAACAAACACAAAAAGGCAGUGGCAGCUUCAACUGUUUGUAAAUGAGUUACGUACCUGUCUCAUUUUUCUUAGUUUACUGUAGUAAGUUUGCAGUGAUGAAAUGAUAAAAGUUGCUUGCAUGGAUUAUUUAUUGGGCAGGCUUAAUUUAAAACAUCAGCAUCAAAAUGCAUUCCCUCUGUCUUUAAGAAAAGAUGAUUCAUAGGUUGAUUGUUUCUUUUCACUAAUGUUUUUCUUUUUGUCCUAGUGUGGGAAAUUGCACUUAUAGUUCUGUUAAAAUAAAGUUUGGAUUCUUGUUUUCUGAAGUGAUUUGAUUUCUCGGGUGAUUGUGUUGCAAUCAUUUAGCUUCCUUAAGGCCGUGACCUUAAUGUGAUGACCUGCAGAAUCAACGAUUAACAAAAGAAAUAAAACUUUACAAAAAAAAAAAA